Molecule: messenger RNA, 1403 nt
Organism: Cuscuta epithymum
Lineage: Eukaryota; Viridiplantae; Streptophyta; Magnoliopsida; Solanales; Convolvulaceae
Source: the annotation of a GenBank genome assembly
UUCAUUCUCUUUAAAAACAACCGGUAUCAGGUCGGUUUGGGUUUAGACCCGACCUAUUGACUAGCAAUAAUGGUGGACUGGUGGUCUAUGAUUUCCCAAGUCGUCUGGCUUGCCACAGCGGCACACUGAUGGAUUUCUGUUAACGAACCUAGUUGCUUCUUACCUGUUCCUUCUCUGACUGUCUGCUCCCUGGCGCCUUGGGUAUAGUGUUGAAAUAAAUCUGAUGAAGAGUUGGUCCAACUCCCCCUAGGUAUAAACUACAGAGCGUAUAACCCCUUAAUAGGUUCUAAAUCGUGUUGGAUAGUCCUUACAUAUCUGAGCUCUUUUGGGGGUUUUGGCAACACUUAUUCUUAACAAAACCCUAUGGGAAAUUACUGAGAGUUUGAGGCCAAUUCAAUGAACUCAAUUCCUAGAUGAUUCAGAACCAUGAAUCCAGAAAUGACAACUAGCCUAGGGAACCAUCCCUGCCUUUUCUCAAGAAGAGUUCAUGUGCAUUGCUGGAAGGAAAGAAGUGUCAUCGGUUCAUAUUUUAGUUAUCUUGGUCUUUCUUGCAUAGAACAAUGUUCUCCAAGAUGUAAGAAAUUUAUGGGUUGCUUCAAACAAGACGCUAGAAAACCUUGGAAAACUUUUGCUUCUAAAAUGGAUGGUGGUGAUAAGGAUCCAAAUGAAACGGAGGAUGAAGUAGAAGAGGAGAUUUUGCCUGAAAACAGCACUGGAUCUGUGAAUAAUGAUAUAUUAAGAGAAAAGUUUGAGAGAAUUGUUGGCAAUGAUGAUUCUUCGUUCAGUGGAAUUGACCUCGCGACUCUAAUACGCAAUAAAUAUGGUCGUUCCUAUGAUGUUCAAUUGAUAAAGAAGGAAUUUAUGGGCAAAAAUCUCCUGGCUCUAAAUGUAAUGUGGAAGUACAUGGAACAGAGGUCCUUUCCACUUACAGAAGAAGAGUACCUGCUUAGGCUAGAUGAUGUAGCUAACACAUUGAAGUGCUGGGGAGCUGUCUCACAUGUCCGAUGUAGUAUUGAAAAGUUGAAAGAGCGGCCUCGGGUGGGCAAGGCUGUAAGCAUUUUUAUAGAUAUGGAUGCAUCUGGGGGUCGCGCGAGCGAAUGGAUAUACAAGUAGAAACUCUGCAAAACUCUGGGAGAAUUAUCAAUGAUGAUGAUAUGUUGAGUGCUAGUUUCAUCACAAAGAACAAACACAUUAUCUCAAUGUGUCAUCUUAGGGGGUGGCAUAAUACAACUUGUUCAUGUCUUCUACAUCUUUCUCCUCUUUUCUGAAAGGAAUCUUUCCCCUCCUCUUUGUAAUAUUAUGAUCAUGUACACCUUAUUUUAAACCUCUUGAUAUAUAAAAGGUAAAAAAUAAAACGAUUGCACUUAAUAUCUCAUGAGUAAUUUUUGUUUAAAAAUUUGAUA